AUGACGGAACGCGACCCCUACGGUCUAAAGCCCGGGAAGCAAGGCAGAGCGGGAGGUCACAGCCACGGCAGAGGAAAGCUUGCGCAGCCCCCACGGCCCAUCAACUUCAGGCGGCGCUGGGACCAUGGAAAAGACCUCGACGAUCCAGUCUACCCAACAAUGAAGAUUCCAGCAGCUUUGAUGCCACUGUUCCCCCAGGACUGGCGAUCUGCUGGACGAGCUCUCCUUUGUUUGGGCAUGGCCAUGCUUGAGGGGAUCCGCUUGCGGUCCAAGGGUGCCACCCUGAAGUGGCAGAAGGCUGGCUACUGCAGCGCCCUGUGCCAAGAGCAGUGCGCGAAGUCCCCCAACCGCAUCUUCUGUGCCUGGAGGGUCCAAAACACCGUCCACGACCAUCACAAUCGCUUGGAUGGAGCUCUCUUGAGCUACAAGGGCGUGGUACAUUACGAUGACCCCAAGAAGCCCAUCUACCGCAUCCUCAACCAGGUGGCCCUGAAAAACAGGUACAAGUCCGAGCGGAUGGUUUGGGACACAAGCCAGGCUGCGUACAUCUUUGCCGACCGCGAAGAAAUACAUCCAGGCUUUGGGAUCCGGCCAGACCGCGAUGAGUCCCACUACGCCCCCGACGAGGAGACCUAUGACUCUGACAGUGACUUAGAAGCAUCGUCGGCAGACGAGGACUCGGAUGGCGAAGGGCGAGCAUGUUCCUCUCCAGCGUCCGAAGUCCAAGAUUUCGUUUCGGUGGAAGAUCCCCUGCCAUCCAACGCUGCAUCCUGCAAAGACAGCACGAGGAAAAUGAUGCACGACGUGCAACAUCGAUCGUGCGUGCCGUUUGGUCCACCGAGCACCUGCCGCCAGCUCGGCUGGACUUCCAUGCUGAGCCAGCCCUGCAUCAAGGAAUUCGCAGGAAUCAUUGCCGCAUGUGAAAGUCAACUAAUGCAGACGGCAUUUGCAUCCAAGACACAUGACUCACUGAGGGCUGUAGGCUUGCUGGUUGAGAAAUGGGAUACUGACGACUUGGACGGGGUGCGGUGGGAGUGGCCGCUGGAGGGAAAGCCGGCUGACAUGACCGAUGCUCUCCUCCAGACAGUGGUCAAGGAGAUCAAGAGUGCAGCUGGCUGCACGGAAUACAAGGCCAAAGUCAAGCUCAUGGAGGCUAAUUUCUCGCAGCGCGGCGCAUUGACGCUCAUCUCCCACGAGCAGCGCAUGAUGGAGCAGGAGGCCAACGAGCGUUUCGAGGAGCUCAAGCAAGGCUUGAAGCAAAUGCAUCAGCAGCAGUUGCAAGUGGACAACUUCCUGGAAGACUUGGAGUACGUCUGCUGCGAAAGCUUUGUUUGCCACGAGGAGGAGAUAUGCUUGAGAGUGCUCAAGGGGGAGCGGUUGAAGCUCUACUACCAGGAUCCGCUGGAGUCGGACUACCUGGAGCAUGCCGGCGAAGGGUGGGCCUACGUCGGCUUCAAAGACAACGAGCAUACUCACGGAUGGAUACCUCAGGAGUGCAUGCAGGUGGCGGUGAGGUCGCCUAAGAAAAGGGUGCAGUGGCAGAGAUACAAAGUGAGAGAGAGCUGGUUCGCGCAGAAGCAUCACGACAUCGACGGGUAUCUCCGUGUGAACAAAGGGGACACCAUCGAAAUGCUGGAGACCGUGGAAGCAGAGCAUCCGGCAUGUUUAGGUCUUCGCUACUAA
Molecule: messenger RNA, 1683 nt
Organism: Symbiodinium sp. CCMP2456
Lineage: Eukaryota; Dinophyceae; Suessiales; Symbiodiniaceae
Source: the annotation of a GenBank genome assembly